UAAUCCAUUAAUCAGUACGAGCUGAGUUGUUCUACCUUUUAUAGGAAAAAAACCAAUCACUAAAACAUUUCAGAAAUCCACAAGAAAAAUAAAAAAAGAGAGAGAAAAAAUCCCACUAGAUUGUCACACAGCUUUAAUUUUUCUAGUAUUUGCUAAAACAAACAAAGAAACUCCCAAAACAUAGCACUGAGAGGGAAAAGAAGAGUCAUCUCAUCCCUUUCCCAUCAAUCUCUUCUUCCUCUUAAUAAUAACUUCAUAAUCUCUUCUUUCUCUCUCUCCUCAAAUAUGGAAAUUCUCUAAUAUCAAUCAAUAAUCUUAUCACUCUCUCUCUCUCUCUCUCUCUCGCUUCUUUCCCUUUUUGUUCUCUUUCUCUCUUUUUGGAGUUUGGUAUUGUUUUCAUUAGCAAUACUAACACCAGCAAGAAAGAAUUGUAUAAGAUUAUCCAGAAAUAAAAGGAUUUAGCUUUCUCUUUCUUUAUAAGUUUCUUUAGAGAGGGAAAAAUAGAACAAGAAACCCUAAAAGAACCCAUUUUGCAAGAGUAAUCAAGAAAAAGAGAGAAAAAUAUUUCCUUUGUAUCCUAUUUAAUAAGAUCCAUCCAAGAAAGGAAAAAACUUCUACUUCCUAUGGAUUCAAUUCCUGAAAUGGACAGUUCCAACUCAGAAACCACCAGUUUCAACAAUAUAACCACCACCACCGCUACCGGCACCGCGGCCACCACUAUAACCAUAGGACAAUCAUCACCAUCAACAUCCACGACAACUCCUAGUCGAUACGAGAAUCAAAAGCGUCGCGACUGGAACACUUUUGGCCAAUAUCUCAAAAAUCACAGGCCACCGCUCUCUCUUUCAAGAUGCAGCGGAGCUCAUGUUCUUGAAUUUCUUCGAUAUCUUGAUCAAUUUGGAAAGACCAAAGUGCAUACACCAAUUUGUCCAUUUUAUGGACACCCAAAUCCUCCUGCACCAUGUCCAUGUCCACUCCGGCAAGCUUGGGGUAGCCUCGACGCCCUUAUCGGGCGUCUCAGAGCAGCCUUUGAAGAAAAUGGAGGAAAACCAGAAGCCAACCCAUUUGGAGCUCGUGCAGUUAGGCUUUAUCUUCGAGAAGUUAGAGAUUUGCAGUCUAAAGCAAGAGGAAUCAGCUAUGAGAAAAAGAAGCGUAAACGUCCACCGCAGCAGCAAAUCCAAGCCUUGCCACCACCACCAGGUGCAACUUAAUAUGAACAAAAUUAAAAAAAAAUUAAAAAAUUUUUAAAAAAAUAAAAAAACAAGAAACACCCUUUUCUUGAUAGUAGCAUAGCCAUUACCUUGUAUGUGGGUACUUUUAGUUACUUUCGUUUUUCAGCACUCAGUUAUGGAAUUUUAGCAGCAUAUUUAGGGUUAGCAGUAUUUUUUUUUUUUUUCUUUUGAAGUUAUUACAUAUUGUGGGUAUUAUUAAUUCUGUUUGCUUUGAUGGAACAAAAAUUUGGGUAGAUCUGCAGGGGAUACCUUGAAUCUGCUUUUGAUGCAAACAGUAGUAGUAGCAUUUAGUAGUGGUAGUGGUACUAGAAAAGUGGUGGAAGAAGUAGUAGCAGUAGUAGUGAUUGUACUUGAAACUGAAGAAGAAAGAGAGCAUCUAAUUGCUCAUAAGACUACUUAUAAUAAUAUAUUUUAAUAUAUUAAAUAUAAAUAUAUAAAUAUGUUCUUGAAUUAAUGUUUUU
Molecule: messenger RNA, 1693 nt
Organism: Jatropha curcas
Lineage: Eukaryota; Viridiplantae; Streptophyta; Magnoliopsida; Malpighiales; Euphorbiaceae
Product: protein LIGHT-DEPENDENT SHORT HYPOCOTYLS 3
Biological process (GO): response to light stimulus; mRNA transcription
Cellular component (GO): nucleus
Source: RefSeq, a predicted model, not a curated record